GAGUGGCUCAUUGAGUAGUGCAGAAGUGUACAAUCCAUCUACAGGACGUUGGGCAAUUACUGGCACCAGGAACACUGCACGAUAUCAGCACACAGCAUCUAUAUUGACAAACGGAAAUGUGUUAGUUGCUGGUGGACAAGGUGAUGGUGAUGCCGUAUUGAAUAGUGCAGAAGUGUUCAAUCUAUCUACAGGACUUUGGAUAACUACUGGCAUCGUGAACACUGCGCGAGUCGGUCACACACAAAUCACAUUGACAAACGGAAAUGUCUUAGUUGCUGGUGGACAAGGUAUGAGUGGCCCAUUGAGUUGUGCAGAAAUGUACAAUCCAUCCACAGGACUCUGGACAACUACUGGCAACAUGAACAAUGCACGAUUAGGUCACACAGCAUCCAUGUUGACAAACGGAAAUGUGUUAGUUGCUGGUGGAAUCGCUGAUGAUAGUACCAUAUUGAAUAGUGCAGAAACAUAUGGAUGA
Messenger RNA from Adineta steineri, 475 nucleotides. The record is from the annotation of a GenBank genome assembly. Lineage: Eukaryota; Metazoa; Rotifera; Eurotatoria; Adinetida; Adinetidae.